Messenger RNA from Chironomus riparius, 3026 nucleotides. The record is from the annotation of a GenBank genome assembly. NCBI's taxonomy places the organism in Eukaryota, Metazoa, Arthropoda, Insecta, Diptera, Chironomidae.
AAAAUCGAACACAAAAAAAAUGUCAAAGAUAUUUGAGUGAUUUCAUUAAGUCGUGAAAAAUGUAAAAAUUUAUUAACUUAACUGUAUUAUUAAAUCAAUUAAUAUAUGUGAACGUGUUAAGUGACAUUCAAAGAUUAGGAAAAACCUGAAGUACAGUCCAAAAUAAGUUUGGAAACUAUUUAAAACGUAUAAAAGUAUUGUGGAAGUUUUUUUGUUAAUUAAAAUACGUAAAACUACGUUAAAAAGUUCUAAAAUCAUCACAAAUAGAUCAGAUUAUCGUUAAUUAUGGACGAUCCGACCCUCAAAAUCCAAACGUUCCGACCAACAUGGGAGGAAUUCAAAGAUUUCAAAAAAUACAUUAAAUAUAUCGAGUCACAAGGAGCUCAUCGUGCUGGACUCGCAAAAAUUAUUCCACCGAAAGAGUAUGUUCCUCGCAAGCAAGGCUAUUCAGAUUUGACAAAGUUAAAAGUGACGAUAAAGAAGCCAUUAUGUCAAGUUGUAGCUAAAGUUAAAGACAAAGGAGAUGGCGUUUAUCAGCAAGUAAAUGUUCCAAUGAAGUCAAUGACGGUUACAGACUUUAAGAAUCUUGCAAAUUCACCAAAAUAUUGCACGCCACCACAUCGAAAUUAUGCUGAAUUAGAGCAGAUUUAUUGGAAUCGAAUGACAUCACAUUUUGGUAUUUAUGGAGCUGAUGUUUGUGGCUCAAUUACAGAUCCAGAUUAUGAAUACUGGAAUAUUAAUAAAUUAGAUACAAUCUUAGAUUAUGUUGGGAAGGAUUAUGACAUUUCUAUUGACGGUGUUAAUACUGCGUACCUUUAUUUUGGUAUGUGGAAAACAACAUUCGGUUGGCAUACAGAAGAUAUGGAUUUAUACAGUAUUAAUUUCUUACAUUUUGGUAUGUCAAAGUCUUGGUACACAAUUCCUCCAUGUUAUGGACGGAAAUUUGAGAAAUUGACAGUUGCAUUAUUUGGAAAAUCUCACGAGAUAUGUCCUGCUUUUUUGCGUCACAAGAUGACUGCAAUACAUCCGAAAUGGCUUGAUGAUUAUGAUAUUCCAUACGAUAGAAUCACACAAGAAGCUGGUGAAAUUAUGAUUACUUUCCCUUAUGGAUAUCAUGCAGGCUUUAAUCAUGGAUUUAAUUGUGCUGAAUCGACAAAUUUCACAACAGAACGUUGGAUUGAGUAUGGCAAGCAUGCAGUUCUUUGCCAUUGUUGUCCAGAUUCUGUUAAAUUUCCAAUGGAUACAUUUGUUCAGCGAUUUCAGCCAUCGAUUUUUGAGGAUUGGAAGGCAGGAAAGGACAAAACUCCACAUCCAGAAUAUGCAUCAAAUCUAGCAGAUACAAAUCAACCAACAUACAGUCACAAAAUGUCAUUCGUUGAAAGGAACCCAGACUUGGAUCUUCAAUUCAUUUUGGACAAUCCACAAGUUACUGAUGAAACUAAAGAAGAUAUUCGUGCAUCAUAUUUUGUGUCUGCUGAAGACGAAGUUGCAGGAAUGGAAGCUGACUUUGAUGAGCGUGAAGCAGCACGUCGUAAAAUGAUAAUUGAUGAUUUAUCAAGCGAAGAAGAAAGUGAAGAUGAGAGACCUAAACGUGGCAAGAGACGAAAGAAGCACGACUCAGACUAUGAUGAUGACUGGUUUGAAUCUAAAGGACAUAAGUAUGUCACACAAGAUGGAAAAGUUAAGAAGCUAGGAAGACCACCAGGUAGACGUGGCAGGCCACCAACUAAAAGGAAACCAGACUCGCCAGUCACAACAAAGGACCAAGAUCCUUUAAGUAAUUCAAAGACACUUGCUAAGCCUGUUGCUAAAAAGCCAGUUCAGAAGGAAAUUCCUAAAUCUAAUUCAACUUCUCAGAACAAGCCGUUGACGGCACAUGCUAUUAAAGAGAGUUCAAAACCAACAAAUGGAAGCAGCGCUAAAGUUACAGUUUUUGAAAAGUCAGAUAAAAAAGUGACAGUAAUGUCAGGAAAGCCAGUGGAUGUACCAUUACCACAACCUAAAAUACCCACAACACCUCCAGUAAAUGCCUCUCGAGGUCCAUCUUAUAAUGAUGCAUUUGCACAAUUCCUACAGUCCAGUAACAAACCUAAAGCACCUGAGACUGUUAAGGUUAAUGUUGCUAAGAAAGAACCAGUUGUACAGCACACGAGUGUCAUUCAGCAAGCUCCAACUAAGCCAGUGUCUCCAAAAGUGACGAAAAUUCAACAGAAAAAUAAUCUAGACAUGAUUUUAGAGCAGCAGCUACUUCAACAGCAACAAUAUCAACAAUACCAAAUGCAGCAACAGACUAAUUAUGUUGUAGAUCAAAAUCAGAGGGUAAAGACAGAAAGGAUACCACAGAAUUUACAAAAUCCAGCAUAUUCAGUACAGGAAAAUACAGUUUUAGCACAAGACGGUGAACAGCAGAAGCUUUAUUACACAAUUUUAGACUCGAAUGCUCCGACUUUAAAUGAUGCAUGGAGGAUGGGUAAUGGAUCACAAUAUUAUGGACAGCAGCAGCAAACUUUUUAAAAAAUAUAACAAUCGAUUUUAAGUUGAUCUGGAAUGGAUUUUUGUGCAAAUCCGAAAAUAAUGCACAGAUAAGAAAUGUAUAUAUUAACUUUACAUGCUUAACUUUUUAAUAUUUGUAGUGUAUAAUUCGUAAUUGUAUCUGUCAUGAAGAACAUACAAUAACUAUGAAUAUAAAUUAUUAAUUUUAUGAUUUUGAAGAUAAAUAAAUAAAAAGUUGCAUCUUUAAAAUCGUGUGUACGCUGAUUUGAUUGCCUUUUAUUCCGUUCUUUGAAGAACUUAGUCCAGUAAUAAACAGAAAUGGGUAUGAAGCGAGAUCAGAGGGUUGGGUCAACUUGUAUCAUUCAGAUGAAUACCAAAAUGGAUCUUAAGAAAACUUUGUGUCAUUAAGAGAAUGACAGCUAAUACUUUAAAUAUUCAUUUCUUGUAGUCAAUUUGUUAAAAUACCUUAAAUCUAAUGUACAGGCUAGUUAUUUACAAUAUUAUUUACACACUUAAAGUAACUUAAGCCUAAU